This is a messenger RNA of Hyalella azteca, 3989 nucleotides long. RefSeq names its product synaptic vesicle 2-related protein. Gene Ontology annotation, biological process: transmembrane transport. Gene Ontology annotation, molecular function: transmembrane transporter activity. The transcript has 13 exons. The record is from RefSeq and is a predicted model, not a curated record. NCBI's taxonomy places the organism in Eukaryota, Metazoa, Arthropoda, Malacostraca, Amphipoda, Hyalellidae. Bases 149 to 1753 code for a protein of 534 amino acids. Gene Ontology annotation, cellular component: membrane.
GCUUCAUGCACUCCAGCGCUCUGAUUUUUUCUGGCAGAUGGCACGUCGUUUGGUUUCAUUGAACUUUGACCUUCGGAGUUUGGACCACUGAUAGUGCCUAUUGAUUUGAUUGUGCGUAACUGUCAUUGAGCGCCUGGACCUCUUUGCGAUGGCAAGCAAAGAUCCAACAGAGCAAAGUUUAAGCCAACACAGAAAUGAAGCUAAUGGUGUGAGAUACGGUGCAACUUCUGCUCAGAGCCGCAGGCAGUUGAGACACUCCAGUAGCAAUGAUGGUGGCAGCAGUAGCAGCAGUCCUCCUGUUUCCUUUGGCUCAAUGCCAGCUUCACUUGACCCUGGCCUUCAAAUUGAACUGUCAGCUGCUGUGGCUGGGGUAAUUCCUGAUGACACAUUCACUGUGGACCAAGCUGUCAAUGCUCUGGGUUUUGGGAAGUUCCAGGUGAAGCUCUCUCUCAUCACUGGGCUAUGUUGGAUGGCAGACAGCAUGGAGAUGAUGAUACUUGCCAUACUCGGGCCAUCCCUACGCUGCACAUGGCAUCUCUCCGAGUGGCAGCAGGCUGGCUUCACUACAGCUGUCUUUCUAGGCAUGAUGUUGAGUUCAUCAUUUUGGGGCACACUGUCAGACAAAUAUGGCAGACGUCGCUCCCUCGGCCUCGCCAGCGUCCUGCUGGCGUACUGGGGCCUCAUCUGUGCCUUCGCUCCCACCUUCGGAUGGCUGCUCCUCCUUAGGGCCCUUGUUGGAUUUGCUAUUGGCUGCAUACCACAAUCUGUUACCCUAUAUGCUGAGUUUUUGCCUGCAAAACAACGAGGAAAAUGUGUCGUCUUGUUGGAUUGUUUCUGGGCACUAGGCGCGUGCAUGGAGGUGGGGCUGGCUAUGCUCGUGAUGCCCUCCUUCGGCUGGCCUGGUCUGCUCGCCCUCAGCGCCCUGCCCUCUCUGCUCUUCGUGCUCGCAUGGCAUUGGCUCCCUGAGAGCGCCCGCUACGAUGCAUCGUCCGGGAAUUCAGAGAAAGCUUUAGCUACGCUGCAGAGCAUCGCCACGCAAAAUGGACAGCCGAUGUUGCUCGGACGUCUCAUCGUGGACGACAUGGCGCAGAUAAGCCGAGGCAGCGUCAGAGACUUGCUCCUACCUCCUCUUCGCUGGACCACCCUGCUGCUCUGGUUCAUCUGGUGUUCGUGCACGUUCUGUUACUACGGCGUGGUGCUGCUGACGACGGAGCUGCUGGAGGCGAGUGGUGAUCUUUGUGGCUCCUAUGAGGGCCUGGACGACGCGUCCUCCUGCACCGCCGCCUGCAGGCCUCUCACGCAGGCCGACUACACCGACCUGCUCUGGACUACCUUGGCUGAGUUCCCUGGGAUACUGCUCACCAUUUUCAUCAUCGAGCGUUUAGGUCGCAAGAAGACCAUGGCUUUAGAGUUCAUCAUCUUCACGGCUGCCAUCGUAUUUCUCUUCUUCUGCGCCUCGGGGCGCGGAUGGCUGACAUUUAUUCUGUUCAUCGCCCGUGGCGUCAUAUCCGGCGUGUUCCAGGCGGCGUACGUCUACACUCCGGAGGUGUACCCCACCUCGCUGCGUGCGGUGGGGGUGGGCACGUGUUCAGGUCUGGCGCGUCUGGGGGCGAUGCUCACGCCCCUUGUAGCGCAGGUGCUACUCAGGUCCUCUGUACACUUCGCCACGGCCAUCUACGCUAUUGUCGCCAUCCUCGCCGCCGUCGCCGCUCUCUUCUUGCCCAUCGAGACCAAGGGCAGGGCCAUGACUUGAACUAAAUCAACGAUUUUUUUCCCCAAAUUUAAGAUAACGAAGUUAGUGAUAAGGAAAACAAAAUCCACGAAAAUUUCCAAAAAGUUAAGAUACCGUAACGAUGUUAGUGAUAUGGAAACCGAUUUAUUGGAAAAUAGAAUUUAACAAGGUAGCAAAGGUGUGUUGUAAAGGGAAAUAUAAAGAAAUUGAUCGGAAUUUUAUUGGAUUUUUGGCUAGCCGAGACGAAAAAUAUUUACAUCGAGUCCUGGGGAAUUUAAUGUGAAUAUGGACUUCAUAGCGAAAUGAUCCAUGACAUGACGGUGGUGUGAAGAAAAUAUACAAUAAAUUAAAGUCUAUAAAAGUUGUGUAAACCUGGGUCUAGAAUUUCCUCUUUGUCCAGUUGAUUGCUCGUAGAAUAAAUACGUUGGAACUUUAGUUCGUUAGAGGACUGAAUAUAUUCGAGUUUUCAAUGAAUUUCCGCUUAGAAAUGGUUAUGACGUGAAAGCCUAGAAUUCCCAAAGAUAGAAAAGGGCUGUUAGCUGAAUUACGGCUUUCAGUAAAUCAAUUGCAUAAUAUUUUCCAGAUGCUAUUGAUAUAAAUUUUAACGGUAAAGUAAACAUUCAGAGGACAGUUCUUUUAUUCGAUGAAAAAGUCAUGAAGCAUUCACAGCUCUCUUGGUCUAUUUUACCACGUUUUUUAAUUGAAUUUUAAAAGAUGUUAAUUAGGUUCUGAAUUUUAUAGGCAUUUCCAGGUCACUUUUUUUAUUAUAAUUCUGAUAACUUGAUAGAUCUGUCCAUAAAUUUAGGGCACACUUGCAUGGUUUAGAGAGUAAGUGAAUUAAAUUGCUUUUUUUUCUUCUAAUUUAAUGUAAAUAAUCGCACAAAUUUUCCUACCUAAGCCAUUUAUUAUCCGUCCUUUGUUAAUUAAUUCUUGGCUUUAUUUUUUUCAUAUAUCUGCUGGUGUUUUAUGUUAAAGUUUUAAACGUAGUUAUACUUUAUUGUGUUUGUAUAGCGGUAAUGAAUUUGAUUCAGCAAUUGUAAUACAAUGUAGGGAACGAAUAUUUAAUUUAGUGGUCAACCAACGAGGAGACUAUUUAUUCCGCUAUGUAUUUUUUUCUAAUUCUUUUAGAAUUGUUACUCUAUUGAAAGUUUUAUACUUUGUAUUACAUUUGUAUCUAAUAGACUUAGUAUUUAUUUUAUUAUGUUAAAAAAGGGAACAUUCUAUUUAAUCUUGAGCUUAGUUAAUGUAAUUGACUAAGUCUUGCAAUAUUUUAUUUGUUGAAUAAAUAUAAUUGUGUUCAUUAUGUAAAGGUACCUAUAUGAAAUUGAUUUAAACAUUUAAAAUCGACGACAUUUCUUGGUGUGGGAGGUAAUUGAAGUCAGAUGUGGAAGUCAACAAUCGUUUUAGGUCUCGACAAAUUUCAUUGCUUUUGUCAUGACUGAUGGAGGCUGUUUUCAGGUACAAUUUUUAUCAACUAUGUCCAAAUUGAUUAUUAAAUCUUUUUGAACUAUAAAUGUGAUAUGUGUGACAGCGUAACUGAAUUUGACUCUGUGUUUGUGCUGGUAACCUUGUACAAGGUUCGGUUGGGGAUUGAAGAUAAUGAGAGCGGCAUGCAACGUGAGAGAACCUCGGGGUUCACGAAAACAUGCCGUUCUGUUUAAGGUUAUUUACCCAGUUGAUAAAUGAACCUUAGGGUUCAAGAGAACAGGCCUUUAUGUUACAGGUUAUUUACCCAGUUGGUAAAUGAACCUUGGUGUUCAAGAGAAUAGGCCGUUCUGUUUCAGGUUAUUUACCCAGUCGGUAAAUCAACCUUUGGUUUGGUUUGGCCGUUCUGUUACAGGUUAUUUACCAGUUGGUAAAUGAACCUCAGGGUUCGAGAAAACAGAGUUUUCUAUUAGCAAGAAUCGAAGACGUUUUGUUUCAAUAAACGUGUUAUACUCAGACGCACGUCUCCAUUGCUACUGAAAUGGCGUCUUUUGGAGGGGCACCGUACGACACAAAUGGCAGGUUCUGGGUAUUGUUUUGUUAAUGCUUUGCUGUUCAAAUUAGGAAGAGGGAAGGCGUGCGUUUGUUCUGCAACCUUCGCUUUAAGGGAAAUGUCGGAUUCAUAUAACCUCAAUCUUUAUCCAAAAAUCUGCCCACCUUUCGUGGCGUGCCGCUCACUUCAUCCAUGUUUCUCAGCAGGACCCUGUAUUAUCCUGUACUGUAAAACAUGAUUUCUACCAUCUACAUUAGAAUAAAUACAUGCUGUUCUUUU